This is a messenger RNA of Arabis nemorensis, 741 nucleotides long. NCBI's taxonomy places the organism in Eukaryota, Viridiplantae, Streptophyta, Magnoliopsida, Brassicales, Brassicaceae. The record is from the annotation of a GenBank genome assembly.
AUGAGGAGUGAGGACGCAUACAUACACAUGCAUGUAUUAACGUGUUCUUUAGGUGUUCCUCAACAGGUCAUACUUAUCAAUGAUCAGUUUCCUGGUCCAGCGAUUGAAGCUGUUACAAACAAUAACAUUGUUGUUAAUCUUAUUAACAAACUCGACGAACCUUUCCUCAUCACAUGGAAUGGAGUGAAGCAGAGGAGAACAUCGUGGCAAGAUGGAGUAUUGGGAACAAACUGUCCAAUUCAACCAAACUCGAACUGGACUUAUCAGUUUCAACUUAAAGACCAAAUCGGGACUUACACUUACUUCGCUUCCACAUCGAUGCACCGAGCCAGUGGUGCUUUUGGUGCUCUCAACAUUAACCAGAGAUCCGUUAUUACCACUCCUUAUGAUCAACCUGAUGGAGAUUUCACUCUCCUAGUCACUGACUGGUUCCAAAUGAGCCACAAGAAAUUGCGAAAGCGGCUAGACGCAGGCUAUGCUCUUCCUCUUCCUGAUGCUCUUCUUAUCAAUGGUGUUUCUAAUGGUUUAAUCUUUACCGGUCAACAAGGUAAAACAUAUAAGUUUCGGGUAUCGAAUGUCGGUAUAGCGACAUCGAUAAACUUUAGGAUUCAAAAUCAUACAAUGAGCCUCAUUGAAGUAGAAGGCGCUCACAGUCUUCAAGAGAGCUAUGAGUCGCUUGACGUCGACGUUGGUCAGUCCGUAACAUCGUGGCCUCGACCCGAUUUACUAAACCGAUACUAA